Molecule: messenger RNA, 1081 nt
Organism: Clupea harengus (Atlantic herring)
Lineage: Eukaryota; Metazoa; Chordata; Actinopteri; Clupeiformes; Clupeidae
Gene: rpl7l1
Product: ribosomal protein L7-like 1
Biological process (GO): maturation of LSU-rRNA from tricistronic rRNA transcript (SSU-rRNA, 5.8S rRNA, LSU-rRNA)
Cellular component (GO): cytosolic large ribosomal subunit
Molecular function (GO): RNA binding; structural constituent of ribosome
Source: RefSeq, a predicted model, not a curated record
UUCUGCACACCCAGUCCAGUUGGUGGCAGCACUGAAGCAUUACAACUGCUAUUUCAGCAAACAGAAGAAGAACAAGAACAAGAACUCGGAAACAACGUGAUGGCGGAAUCAGAAACCCCGAAGGUCAUCAAAUUGGUUCCUGAGAACCUUUUGAAGAGAAGAAAAGCAUAUCAAGCUAUUAAAGCAACAGAGGCCAAACUUGCACUACUUCAAAAAAGAAAGGUAUCGAAAGGACGACCGGUGCGGUUCAAGCGUUUGGAAGAUUUCCUCAAGCAUGGAAAAAGACAGCAUCGUGAUGAGAGACGUCUUCAAAGAGCCAAUCACAGACCCCCUACUGACCUGCCACCGCCUAAAAACAGCCUGGCAUUUGUUGUCAGAAUCAGAGAGAUAAAAGGUGUCAGUCCCAAAGUCAUGAAGGUCCUCCACAUGUUUCGACUGCGCAAAAUCUUCAGCGGUACUUUCAUAAGAAUGAACCAAUCAUCAAUGAAGAUGCUGAAGACCAUUGAGCCAUAUGUGGCUUGGGGGUUUCCAAAUCUGAAAUCAGUCCGUGAACUGAUCCUAAAAAGGGGACAAGCAAAGAUCAAUAAAAGGAAGGUUGCUCUCACUGACAACACAGUCAUUGAAAAACAUAUGGGUGACCAUGGCAUCAUCUGUUUGGAGGACCUCAUCCAUGAGAUUUAUUCCGUUGGAAAGAACUUCAAGGCAGCCAGUCAUUUCCUCUUGCCCUUCCGACUGUCAGUGGCUCGCCAUGCAGCCAGAGAUCAAGUUGGGCUCUUGAAAGAUAUUGGGGAGGCUGGAGCACGGGCGGAGGACAUCAACAAAGUCAUAAGACAGCUCAACUAAGUGGACUUCACUUUUUGACUUGACUUUGGUAAAUGUUAUUGUGUUUGCAAAUGGAAGGAGGGAAAAGGAACAUUGUCUGCAGCUAUAUUUCCAUCCAUUGAUCUUGAUUGAUAUUGAUCGAUAUCAUUUGGGCCAUCUUUUGUCUUUCAUAAAGUAAUGGCAGCAUGAUUUCUUGGGGUGACAGUAACUGGUUUUGAAAUGUGUUUAUAUUCAAUAAAAAUCCAUUGUAAUUUUGUAA